CGGAAUGUGGGACAUUCCAUAAGACAAUGGGCCUGGAUUGUUAAAAAAGUGUCAAUGUCAUAAAAAGCCAAACAGCUAAAAAUGACAAUAUCUCUAUAUCUCUAUCUUUAAAAGACAUAACCAAAGGCAAUACGUGAACAUUUAUUAGGUCCUUGAUCAGAAAACAAAAAGUCAUAUUUGAUGAAAUAUAAAGAUAUUUUGGGGACAGUGGGAUUAAAACUUAUGGGAUAUCAAUGGCCUAGCCAAAAAUGUAUAUAGCAAGAGACAAAAAGCAGAAGUGGAAAAAUAUUAGGAGUUAGUAAAUCUGGAUGAAGAAUGAGUGGAUAUUUAUUUCACGGUACUAUCCUUGCAGCUUUUCAAUAGAUUAAAAAUGUUUUCAAGAUAACAAGUUGGGGAAAAAGAGAAAAGGAAGGGACUAAAAGACAAUUUAAUUUCCUAAUUGUAUUCUUAGGCUACUGUUAAGUAAAUGAAUAGCUGAGUGGGAUAGCAGAACUUUUAUAUUUAGGAGUGAAACCAGCUAAUAAUAGUGAACCAUAUGUACUCCACUGUGAGAGUUACUGAAUCAAAUGCUGUUUUGUUGCCCAUUAGAGGGGCUUCUCAUAUGUUAUACUUCCAAAGAAAAUAAAAUCUGGAGGAGAUAGGCUAGGUGUGUAUCAAAGGAAUGUAAGUUUCCACUGUGGUUAAAUUUGGAAAUACUUCACAAAUCCUAACUUUUCAUUAGCACAAGCCUGUUUAAAAUAUCUGCUAUUCAAGGUAUCUAAAAAAGCAAUUUCAUUGAUGUAAUUUCUCUAGGUAAAACACACACACACACUCUGUAUAUUUGCCUGGUUAUGGCUAAAUUGAUCUGGUUGAUAGAGAGGGAGAGAUAAAUAUAUUGGUGUAAAAGGACAAAUGAGAGAUAAGACUAUGUAUUUAUUGCCCAUUUAUGUAAUUACAUGUGUCACUAAGGACAAAGGUCCUUAAAACAAAGACGAAAGGCAGAGUAGAAACAGUUCCCUUCAGUAAGAUAGAUGGAUUUGUUACCACUUCCCUCACCAUGAAUUUUUUUUUUUUUUCUGUAUGGUCACAUAUCCUGGUUUUAUAAUCAUUUUGAGAAACUAACCAUCUUUCCGGACACAUUUGUUGGCAGAAGAUAGGCUUCGCUCCAGUAAAAAGAAAAUGAAGAUUUUUCGAGAGCAUUCGUAGGCUUCAAGUUGAGAGGACAGCCCUUACUUCCUGAGCUUUGAGAACCCUUGUUUUGGGAGGAAGUAUCUCCAUAGGACUCCAUAGGACUCCAGCACCAUGGAUGUGUUAGGGGAAAAGGAGGCCCUGCAGCAGUUCUUUGAAGCUCAGGGGCCCAGUGACACUCUGGAGAACCCAGUGCUGGAUACAAGUCUGCUGGAGGAAUUCUUGGGCAAUGAUUUUGAUCUGGGGAUCUUGCAGCAGCAGCUCCCCGAUACUCCACCCUAUUCGGCCUCAGACUCCUGUUCUCCUCCACAGAUGCAAGGUGCUUGCUGCCCGGCCAUGAGACCCGGAGCCGCAGUCGGGAGGCCUCCAGCUACUUCUCUCCACUCUGCAGCUGCUGCGGGGAUGCUCCCUGCACACCUGCCGCAGAGCUCCUGUGAAAUGAGCAGCUCUGCCCACAGCCUCGGCAGCUCUCGCCACUGCUACCCCAACACCAGUCAUCUUCCAACCCCCCCGGACCGAUGCAUGUCCUCCCAUCCGGAGAUAAGCCGUCCUUACCAUCAGCAGCCUCUGUGCCACAGCCCUGGAGCCUCAUUGCCACCAACCAAGAAGAGAAAAUGCACACAGGCGCUGGAGGACUCCGGGGACUGUCACGUGUGGGCCCACCACUCCAGACCAAUGACAAGUAGGAGUUCCAGCAGUGAAGUGCUGUUCUACGACAGUGAGGGACAGAACAUGACACCUGUGGACCAGGGUUCUCCUUCUCUGAAGUGGCAGCCAUACCAGAGUGUGCCUUGGCACAGUUUAUUCACUGGUCAUUAUGAGAAACUACCUGAUAUAGGCUAUCGAGUUGUCACAGACAAAGGAUUUAAUUUUUCACCAGCAGAUGAAGCUUUUGUUUGCCAAAAGAAGAACCAUUUUCAGAUAACCAUCCACAUCCAAGUUUGGGGAAGUCCAAAAUUUGUCAAAACUCAAAUGGGCCUCAAGCCAAUAGAAAUGUUUUACUUGAAAGCUUUUGGGGUUAAGGUAGAAGCCACCAAUCAAAUAAUCGCUAUUGAACAAUCCCAAGCAGAUAGAAGCAAAAAGAUUUUCAAUCCUGUUAAAAUCGACCUGCCGGCCGACCAGGUCACCAAAGUUACGCUGGGUCGGUUACACUUUAGUGAGACGACAGCGAAUAACAUGAGGAAGAAGGGAAAACCAAAUCCUGACCAGAGAUACUUCAUGCUGGUGGUUGGGCUGUAUGCUGUGCACCAAGACCAGUUCUACCUACUGUCUGCCCACAUCUCUGAACGGAUCAUUGUAAGGGCCUCUAACCCAGGGCAGUUUGAAAAUGACAGUGAUGUAUUAUGGCAGCGAGGACAAGUUCCAGAAUCUGUCAUUUGUCAUAGUCGAGUGGGAAUAAAUACAGACGCCCCAGAUGAAGCCCUGGUCGUCUGCGGCAACAUGAAGGUGAUGGGGACGAUUAUGCAUCCCUCUGACAGCCGCGCGAAGCAGAACAUCCAGGAGGUUGACACUAAUGAACAGCUAAGACGAAUAGCCCAAAUGAGGGUCGUGGAAUACGACUACAGACCUGAAUUCGCGUCCUCCAUGGGGAUAAAUGCCACCCAUCAAACAGGGAUGAUUGCUCAGGAGGUCCGAGAAAUCCUGCCUCGGGCCGUCAGAGAGGUUGGUGAUGUCACCUGUGAAAAUGGAGAGACGCUGCGGAACUUCCUCAUGGUCGAUAAGGACCAGAUCUUUAUGGAAAAUGUGGGUGCAGUGAAGCAGCUCUGCAAACUAACCCACAACCUUGAAGAAAGGAUAGAGGAGUUAGAAAUCUGGAACAGAAAGCUGGCCCGGCUGAAGCGGCUCAGUAGUUGCAAGUCCUCAGCCAGCGAAGCAAGCUCCAUCAGCAAAUUUAGCAGAGCUCUUAGUGCGUCUUCUCCAAGAAGGUCCAUUCCCAAAAAAACCAACAAGGUUUAUUUUUCAGGAAAAAAACAGCUGUGUCCUAACUGGGUUUUCCAGACCUUGGUUAUAACACUCAUUGCCGUGAUGGCAUUUUGUGCCUUGACGAUAGUCUCUCUUUACAUACUUAGCUUAAAAGAUCAGAACCAGCGUGCCCCAAAUCUUCCUCUGAGCAAUAUCACCAGCUCUCAGGAGCCUGCCCUGCCGCCCACAGCCUCCCCGUCAACACCGAAUACAUCCCUGGCAACCACACAGUCCUCUUUCCCAGUACCAGAAAUCACUUUCUGUGAGAUCCUGCCCUGUCAGGAGACUUACUGCUGCCCCAUCUGGGGAAAGAGAGGAGUCCCCUCCGGUCCUGUGCGAAGGCUGUCUCAGGAGGAGGAAACCCAUCAGAGGCCAUGGGCAGAAGACAGAAGCUUGUCCUUCCUGGCAAGAGAUGCGCUAACCAGCCCUGACUGGGGGAGUGACUGGAUUGAUACAACCAUCAGUUCUAUUCAGAUCAUGGAAAUCCAGCAAGUAAUAGAUCAUCGGUAUUGUGGCCGAGGCCUCCAGUGCAGCGCUGGAAAUUACAAUUACAAUAUUCCUGUUAAUAAGCACACACCUACCAAUGUCAAAUUCUCUCUGGAAAUCAACACAACAGAACCAUUGAUAGUCUUCCAGUGCAAGUUCACCCUUGGAAAUAUAUGUUUCCAUGGGACAAGGGGAGCCAAGAGGACACAGAGCCGCCAAGAAGUCUCCCAAGAGAUGACACAGGGCUAUCAGCACAUUUGGACCCUCCCUGUAGCCCCAUUCUUUGACAGCACGUACCAUUUCCGGGUAGCUGCGCCGGAUUUAGCGGACUGUUCAACGGAUCCUUAUUUUGCUGGGAUAUUCUUCACAGAUUACUUCUUUUACUUCUAUCGGCACUGCGUCUAAUUUAUUCGAAUUUGGUUGAGGACUUUGCCAAAGAAAAGUGCUCAGAAGUACGGUCAACGGAAACAUAGCCUCUGCAAUUUCUUUCUUCUCUUUGUAAAACAUUCACAUUUAUUGCCACAGGACUUGUUCAGGCUUUGGCUUGAACAGUUUUGAGCCAUUAAUGAGGAGAAUAAAGGGUUUGCUGCAA
This is a messenger RNA of Mustela lutreola (European mink), 4207 nucleotides long. It is a transcript of the gene MYRFL, whose product is annotated as myelin regulatory factor like. Bases 1282 to 4020 code for a protein of 912 amino acids. The transcript has 25 exons. The record is from RefSeq and is a predicted model, not a curated record. Lineage: Eukaryota; Metazoa; Chordata; Mammalia; Carnivora; Mustelidae. Gene Ontology annotation, biological process: positive regulation of DNA-templated transcription; protein autoprocessing. Gene Ontology annotation, molecular function: sequence-specific DNA binding; DNA-binding transcription factor activity. Gene Ontology annotation, cellular component: nucleus; endoplasmic reticulum membrane.